This is a messenger RNA of Eriocheir sinensis (Chinese mitten crab), 4954 nucleotides long. RefSeq names its product lysM and putative peptidoglycan-binding domain-containing protein 2-like (gene red). The record is from RefSeq and is a predicted model, not a curated record. The transcript is spliced from 4 exons. Lineage: Eukaryota; Metazoa; Arthropoda; Malacostraca; Decapoda; Varunidae. The coding region runs from base 16 to 714 and encodes 232 amino acids.
CAGACAACAUCAACCAUGGCGGCGAGCAGCGAGGAGAAAGGGCUGCUCGGGGCGGCCAACAGACCCCACAGACGCUACGGCAGCACCUCAGUCAACAUGAAGAAGCCGGAGAACAUCGUUAAGCACCGCGUCUCCAAGCAGGACACGAUACAAGGCAUAGCGCUGAGAUAUGGCGUGACGGUGGAGACAAUUAAGCAGCACAACAAGCUGUUUACUGUGGAGGCAAUGUUCCUUCACGACUACUUGGAGGUGCCUGUUAGUCGAGAAGUGUAUGAAGCGGUAACUGGUUCCUCUAACUCUUCAUCAGCAGCACAGACCGAUGUUUCUGACAGUUCUGAAGUGAGCAGUUCUCCAAGCAACACCCCAAAGGUAUCCCACUCACCAUCCACACCCACAUCAAGUGGCCUUCUUGACUGCUCAGAAAAGAGUCCCAAUGACUUCCUCUCCAAGAUUGACUCAAAUAUUGCACUCAUGAAGUCCAGUAUUGAGAGAAUGGAGACCCAUGCAUAUCCCAUGGUAGACAGGAUGGAAGUGGAUGACUCUCGGUGUAACGGUGGACGACGCUCAUGUCAGACCGUGGUGCGGGAGAAUCUUUACCAGAAUGGCUGGCAUGACCCCCUGGCAACUCCACACACUGUUGUUAACCCAGGACGCACCAUAACAAUGUCUCUGAAAAGACUAUUACGUGAACACGAGGAACUUUACGAGUUAUAGCACUAUCAUGUUCAAUGUACACUAGGUUAAUAAUGUAUACACAAAUGUGAGUUUAACAACAUAUACGUAUGAGAAAAAUUAUAUUUCUUUCACAGUUGAUUCGAGGGGUAAAUUAUGUUUCCUUUAUUUGAGAUAGAAAUAUUUGUUUUGGUUUGAAGCUGUUCAUCAUUUGAACCUUACUGUUAAAAGUGUUGUAUAUUAAUGAACAUUUAUUUCACAAAUUAUCCAGUUUUCAGCACUCCCAGUACUGUUCAUGUCUUUCAUGUAUUAUAUGAAGCACUUUUGUUGCUUUCUGACAGUAUUGUUGAAGUACAGAAUUAUGAAAACCCUUUUGUUAUGACUGUAAGUAGAAGAAUGCAACAUGAGGUAUGGAGGUGUUGUAUAUUUGCCUUGUAUUUAUUCUUGAUUACUUUAAGUAGAUUAAAAUUUCUUGAAAUUUUUUAUUCUGUUCUUGUUAUCUCUUUGAAAGCAAAUUUUAAUGAAACAUUAUUGCAUAUCUCAAAGAAUUAUCAUGAGUUGGGUUGGUGAUUACUCGACAUGCCUAAGAAUCUGUCAUGAUAUUGUAUAGUAUGUAUGUAUAGUGUAUAUGGGACUGUAACAUGUAUUUAUCAUUUGUAUUGUAAGUGAAUGAAAUGUUUCUUCAAGCAUGAGUAAAUGUUUGACCUUUAUUUUUGUUGCCACAUUCCAUUAGGUAUAUAUAUUUUUGAAAAUGUCAUAUGAGGUCAUGUGCAGUAUAGCUAUUUUUAUAGAAGCUCUAAAAUUGUACCUGUACAUUGAGCCUCGGACAUAAUUUGCAAUGUAAUUUUAAAGGGGUGUUACAAUGCACAACUAUGGAUGCUAUUUAAUGUUCAUUUAAUGGGGGACUUUCAAAGCUGCUGCUAUGUAGAGGGCAGCACUUUACACUUAUUGGUCCCUCUGUCUGGGGGUAGCUAUGUAAUGCCAGACAGAGGGACUGAUAAAUAUAAUUCUUUCCUAUACAUUGAAACAGCACUGAAAGUCACCCAUUUCUUUAACAUAGGCUGUGUUAUUAUUAUUUUUUUUUUUUUACAGUGGCUCUCUCUGUUUAUUUGGUAGUUACUCUGUACAUAUAGUCUUAAAUACUGAAAACAAUUAGUCAAGUUGACACAUCAUGUUUAUAAUUACCUUCAUAGAAAUUCAUAUUUAUUGAAGUUAUUAGAAAGUCUUGCCAUAUUUAGUUAGGUAUGUUAUUUAUAUACAUUGUAUUAUGCUGUGAGAAACAACAUAUCCUAUUAUCUUCCGUUCUUUCAGUCUUCUUAACAAUUACAUAUAUUGGUCUGUGUUCCAGUGUUUUGGAGACCUUCAUUUUUUAAAAUUACCAUAUAUACUCGUGUAAAAGUAAAAUUGCUUGAAAAAAAGGAAAAAAACAAAACAAGGUUAAGUUCAGAAGGAUGACUGCGUUAGAAAACAAGCUGACUCAUAUCAGUAAAGAAGAUAUCAAAUUACCAGGUGGUUUUAAGCAUCAAUAUUUAAGUCACACCAUUCUAAUACAUAAUACUCUGGUUCCAGUAUGCUCAAAUCUGUCACACUUAUAUUAUAGUUUAAAUGUCAUAGUAAAAAGCCAUUGUGCAUGCUCCUGGCUUGUGUCAAGUCCCACAAUACAAUUCAUGUCUUCCUUGCUGGAUGCUUUGUAGCUGUCCUUUUUGUGGUUUGUUGCUAAUGCAUUCAGUCCAAUCGUUCGUUAUUUCAUUGCAACUUUGUGCGCAAAUCUUAACAAAGAUAAAUUACAAUUUAAUAAAUAUAAUUUUUCUUAUAAAGCCAGUGACUGAUGAUGUGAAAAGGACUGUAUGUUGAUUUUUGAAGUUAUGUGAGCAGUUACGUACAUCUCAUAUUCUGGCCUUUAAACAUUCCCUCACAAAGCUAGUAGACAGUUUAGGAAAUAUUGCUGUAUUUGAGCUACAUCAUCUUCCUUUUUAUGGAAGACAAAGCACUUAUAUUUAUUAAAGUAGAAAAGUUAUUCUUCAAUGGAGAAAGCUACCUACUAACCCUCAUAAUCCAGAUUAAGAUGAUCCAUCCAACCAGAUUCUUACUUCCAACUUGCUGCUGGGCUCUCAAGUUCUGGCUUGGGCAUGUAAGUUGUGUUUGGUGUUGCAAAUAACCAGUGUUACCCUUUGAAACCAGGGAUUGAGUUUUAUAUGAAAUAUAAGAAACCCUUUUACACAUGACAAUAAAUAAUCUUUAAUUUUUACUCCUUAAAAGUAAGCUAAAUUUUUCCAUGAACUCUACUAUUACAUGAGUAUAUAAAUGGUGAAUAUUUUUUUCAUUAGCAGUGGUUUACAUUCAUACUUUUAAUUUGUGUUAAUGGUAACAAGAAUCAUAUGUGUGUCUUUCAUUGAUGCUUUUAAUGAAUUAUAAUAUACCGUUUUAUUAUGAUUAUUUAUAUCAGAAUAUCACCUGUUAAUGUGGUAAAAGUCAAUUAAUGAUGUUGGUAUGGCCACAGAACAACAUACCUGAUCUGAACAUUUUAAUGAUCGUAUUGUUUGUUUUUUCUGUUCAAGUGGAAAUUAAUGAAAUGGGCGAUGCAGACAUUGUAUUUUUUUUUUUAACAUUUUUAGUCUGAAAUUUAGACUGACUUUGGUUGAGUAUUUUAAAGUGAAGGGACAGAGUAUGAUGGAAAUCAAAUAGUUGUUAUGAGUGUGUUUCUGUGCAAAUAAGUCAGAAGAAAGGAUAAGAUGUAUUAUAGUUACAUUAAGUUGUGAGUGGCAGUGUCAAAUUUUAGUGAAAUCAUUUGCUUAUUCAGGGAAGAGAAGCUCAUUUGCUUAUUCAGGGAAGAGAAGCUCAUUUACUAAUUCAGGGAAGAGACAAGUGUUGUGGCGAGUGAGUGUAGCAGUGGAAGGCAGAGGAAAGUUGUUGAUGAAGGGAGGGAUGUGCCUUUCUAAACUUGGGUUAGAAAGGGUACAGGAAAAUGGGAAUGUGCAUGAAAGAAGAAUGGAUUGAAUGUAAAAAGCAUUUAGUUAUGUAUGUAUGAGCAGUCAUACAUGCCCCAGCAAAUACAAAAAGAGGAAAGAAUGAGAGAAUUCUUAUAGCUGAAUGAAAGUGUGAUGAGGUUUGGUAAAUAGAGAUAGCUUUGAUGGUGUACAUGAAUGCUUAAGUGGAUUUUGGGUGUUUAUAAAAUAACUUGUAAGUGGGAAGUGCUUGGAUGAUAUGAAACCAGUUAAUGUGUAAGAGGCAUAUCUGUGGUAAGGUAGGCUAUUUCAAACAAUUGGAUUUUAAAUGUAGCUCAGGAUAUUGACAAGUAAGUGAUGGGUAGCAUAAGGAGAGAGGUUUGACUGAUUACCCUGCGGUGGACAAGGUUGCAAGGUAACGUGAUGAAUGUUAAGGUGAUGCGAGGCAUGUAUAUUGAAGAUAGCUAAAAAUACCUUUAUACCAAAAUAAUCCAAAUAAGUGUUGUUUAAGAUAAAAAAGUAAGAUAUGAGAGAUCAGAGUUUGAAAGAAAAUCAUGAGUAACUGAUGACCAGGUUGUAGAAUAUAAAAAAAAGCAACGUUGAAGAUGCCUCUAGAACUGGAAAUAUAUUACCAAAUCAGUGCAUAAGUAGUGAAAAUGAAAGGAAGGGGAAUGUGUAUGAAGGAGGUCAGAUUAUAGAAACCAAGCAGGAUGAGUAGAAUGGAUGGAAUGAGUAAUGAAAGUGUGUAUGAGUGUUUUGGAAUGUGUCACAGGGGUGAAGGGAAGAAGUGUGGAGUGGUUGAUGAAGUGAAGCAACAGACUUUAAAAUGGUAUGGUCACAUAGAGCGAAUGGAGGAGAGUAAGAUGACCAGGAGGGUGUAUGUGAGUGAGAUAGAGGGAGGGAAUGUUAGAGAAUGACCUCCAGUGAAAUGGAGGGAUAGGGUGCAGGAGUACAUUAGGGAGAGGGGUGUAAGAUCCUUGAGAAACUUUGAGCAGGCAAGGAGGGAGUGUAUGAAUAGAGAAAGAUGGAAACUCUUCUUCCGUGGUCAUCCCCUGGUGGGAGCUCCUAGGAGCAAGCGUCGAUGAGAUGCUGAUGACGAUGGUGAUUCAUUUGUGUCUGUAGAAGAUUGUUACUGAGCAAUCGGAAAUGGAAAGGAAAGAUAAUUCACUGUAAAGAGGUUGUAAAGCAAAAUAUUUUAGAGUCAGACAGUAAAAAAAUGAAAACAUUUGUUGGAAUUUGAUUGAGACAACUGCAUAAGGUUGUGAUGGGUAAUUUAGAAAAAAAAAGGAUAAGAGAAAAGACCCGAUGUAUAAUAAAUAAAGAGUACCUUGAAAUAU